Messenger RNA from Aspergillus chevalieri, 720 nucleotides. Its product is annotated as fungal specific transcription factor domain-containing protein. The record is from RefSeq and is a predicted model, not a curated record. Gene Ontology annotation, biological process: DNA-templated transcription. The coding region runs from base 1 to 720 and encodes 239 amino acids. NCBI's taxonomy places the organism in Eukaryota, Fungi, Ascomycota, Eurotiomycetes, Eurotiales, Aspergillaceae. The transcript has 2 exons. Gene Ontology annotation, molecular function: DNA binding; zinc ion binding.
AUGCCGUGUGGUAAUUGCUGUAGAACACAGGCCGAUUGUGUCAUCGACGAACAUAGUGAUAACCGGCGCCGUUCUACACUGAAGCGCAAACUAGAUAGCCUCGAGGAUGACCGGGAGCUCCUAAUACGGCUGGUGGAGACCCUACGCGAUAGUGGCGACACUCGCAUCUCCGCGCUUCUGAACCUGAUCCGUAGUAACGCCUCUCUAACCGAGCUCAAGUCCUAUAUCAACGAGCAACUAUGCAGACCACAGUCGCCUGAACUCGCCAAGGCCCAUGAUGAAAUUAGUCGGCUACAUGAGGCCACUUCCCAGACUUGUCGGAGUGUUCUCGAUGUCAAGCGACUCUGCGAUCAGCCUGUUUUCCGAGUCCCGGCAAAACCGUGGACGACCGUCACAGAUGACGAUGGUUUGGUAUCGCAUCUCAUAUCGUUGUAUUUCACAUGGUAUCAUCCAUGCUUUCCUUGGAUGGACCGAGACAUCUUCAUUAGGGACAUGAAGGGUGGGAACGUGAAAUCUCAAUUUUGCUCGCCAUUUCUCGUUAAUGCUAUUUUGGCCGCUGGAUGCCCUUACUCUGAUUAUGCGGAAGCAUACACCGAUCCGGACGACUCGGGCACGGCAGGAGUUCACUUCUACAACGAAGCGAAGAAAUGCCUCGAGAUGGAAGAGGGACAUAUGAGCAUCGCUACAGUACAAGGGCUAGAAGUGCUUUCAAUGUGGUGA